Molecule: messenger RNA, 2105 nt
Organism: Striga asiatica
Lineage: Eukaryota; Viridiplantae; Streptophyta; Magnoliopsida; Lamiales; Orobanchaceae
Source: the annotation of a GenBank genome assembly
GUUAUAUAUAGAUUCAUUACCAAAUUAAUUUGAUAAUUGUAAUAUUUUGUCUUAUAUAGUGUCUUCUUGUACAUACAGCCAAUGGUGAUAGGAGAAGCCGACGGCGAUUGGUGAUCUCAUGGGAGUUAUAAAGAUGAUAGGCCUCUCCGUCGUGGGAAUUGAAAAUGUCCAUUUCUAUCAAUCCAUUCGUCUUUCGCAUGUAUCAUUGUUCUGAUGCAUUGUCGCAAUAAAUUGUCAGAAUUUUAUUUUUUUUUUUGUAUUUUUAGUUUUCUCGGGUGGAGAAAUUGCCGGUUGCAAUUUUUCUAUUGCAAAUCUGAGGAAUUGAAAAAGUCGCCUGAAAAUAAUCCUAUAUUUAUGAAAAAAAAAAGAUGGCUGCUUUGGGUAAUACAAACUUUUACUUGUGUAAAUCCUCGGAUUUAGGCUGCUACGGUGCCGCUUCCGUUAAGGCGACGCCAUUGAAGGCGAUAGUGUUUCUCGGCAGAGGUCGGAAAUCAGAGAUUUACAGUGGAUCGAGCUUCGUACCGCCAAUUAAGGCAAUGGAAGCUUCCGAAACGACGACGCACCGUGGAAAACAAUCGGUACGCAAUUCCCACAAAUGCUCCGAUGAUUCAGGGGAAAGCAUACUUAAAACAUCUACUGUUGGAAACUCGUCAAAUAUCUUGUGGCACAAGUGUUCUGUAGAAAAAGGCGACAGGCAGGCUUUGCUCAACCAGAAGGGGUGUGUUAUUUGGAUUACUGGGCUAAGUGGAUCGGGAAAAAGCACCGUGGCAUGCGCUUUAAGUCGUGCCUUACAUGCAAGAGGAAAGCUCACAUACAUCCUUGAUGGGGAUAACUGCAGGCACGGUCUCAAUUGCGAUCUUAGCUUUAAAUCUGAGGAUCGAGCUGAGAACAUCCGAAGGAUAGGGGAGGUGGCUAAACUCUUUGCUGAUGCUGGAGUCAUUUGCAUUGCGAGUCUAAUAUCGCCGUUCAGGAAGGAACGAGAUGCUUGCCGUAAUUUACUGCCUGAAGGAGAUUUUAUAGAGGUGUAUAUGGAUGUACCCCUAGAAGUCUGUGAGACAAGGGACCCAAAGGGUCUGUACAAGCUUGCACGAGCUGGAAAGAUCAAAGGUUUCACAGGCGUUGAUGAUCCAUAUGAACCACCAUUGAACUCUGAGAUAGUGUUGCAACAAAGAGAAGAAAGUUGUGACAGUCCAACUGUUCAGGCUGAAAAAGUAGUUUCUUACUUGGAAACAAAAGGGUGGAAUCCUUGUUCACGAGACAAAGAAACGGAAAACGAAUUGGAGUGUCACCUUAAAACAAAUGCUCCAAAUGUUAAAAAUGAGCCUCCAUCUCCUGCACCAAUAUACCGACACCCUAGGCCACACCGGGAACCCGAACGUCUGAUCGAGUGGCCGAUCAGCCCCUCCCCGCACCUCCAACGGCAACCAAACGUACCUCGAGUCCCUCAGGUCUGCCGGAUUCCACCUGUCUGCCAUGAAAAUAAACGAGCCGGGCAACCCGUGCAGCUGCACCACAUGCGUACCUUGCGCGAAGAACGUGACCCCCCGGAAAACCCGGCCCCCACCCACGCACGGGUUCCCCACCUCCUCCCACGGGCCCAUAACCGACCCGGCCGCGUGCACGAGCGCCUCGUUCGGUGCCCAUCCAGUGCACCCGGAUGUGAUCAUGUAGUACACGCCACCGUGCUUGAACAGCGCAGGGGCCUCCCGGUGCUGCCGCAGAAGGACCCUGCUGCCGCCGUUUGCCACGUCGAGGUAGUCCUCGCACAGCAGGCCCGCGUGGAGCUCGCUGUUGUCCUCAGACGAGUAGAUGAGGUAGGCAGUCCCAUCGUCAUCCUUGAAGACGGUCAUGUCCCGGCUCUCGCUCCCGUUGGGCCGCAUGCUGCCGAGGUACACAAACGGGCCUGUGGGCUGGUCGGCAACAGCAACACCCGCGGAGGCCCAUGUGUAGUUGCCAUUGUCCACGUGCAUCCACAUCACGUACUUGCGUGUCCGGUCGUUGUAGACGACCUUGGGCCGCUCGAGGACGUUCGAUGGGUGGAGGUCGUGGGUCUUGUUGCCGGGCUCGGCAGCCAGUACGAUGCCCUCGUUCUUCCAUGUCCAUAG